This is a messenger RNA of Ilex paraguariensis (yerba mate), 638 nucleotides long. NCBI's taxonomy places the organism in Eukaryota, Viridiplantae, Streptophyta, Magnoliopsida, Aquifoliales, Aquifoliaceae. The record is from the annotation of a GenBank genome assembly.
GCUUUGUGAUGAAGCUACAAGUGCACUUGAUAGCACAUCAGAGGCUGAGAUUUUACGUGCAUUCAAGUCCAGUGCAAAUAAUCGAACUUCGAUCUUUAUUGCACAUAGGCUGACAACUGCGAUGCACUGUGAUGAGGUAAAAGGCAUUCUUGAUAUUGAAUAUGUUCCUCUUAUAGAGCUACCCAUAUCAGACGGCGCCAAUCGAGGGAAAAAUCUCGUACCUCGAAUUGAGAGUGUCGAAAAGACCUGUAUUAUAGUCCUGGAGAAUGGGCGGGUGGUGCAACAAGGACCACAUGACGUUCUUUUGUCUAAAGUAGCAGGGAGAUAUGCAGAGCUUUGGGCACAGCAAAAUAACGCUGUUGAUGGAGUGGAUGGAACUAUCAAAAUGGAGACAUGAGUAGUUUCAUUUUUUUUUUUCAUUUUCGGCACAUUUGACAUUUCCCAAACCCUGCAUUGCAAAGAGGAGACCGAGUGUAUCUCUCUUUUCCCUAGCAAAAUUCAUCGUAAUUAUAGCACUUGCAAAUGAUAUUUUACUGUAAUGUUUAUAUCGCAACUAACUUGACACAUUCUAACCACUAUUGUAAAGUGUUUCGUAAAUCCCCCAACUGUAAAGUGUGCUUUGAUCUUUCCUAAGAGCA